GUCGUAUUCAUAUAUAAAAUAUAUAUUUCAUCCCUUUUCUUCUCUCUCUAUCUCUCUCUCGUAGUAUAUAACUGCACCAAAGAGAGUCACAGAAACACAAGCCCAGAAGAAAUUAAGAUCACCCCCACCACAUGUCUUAGCCAUAGAAUAAAUUCAGAUUUCUGUGGCCAAGUUAAUCCCAAUCUCUACGUCAUAGAUAUUAGCUGUCUCUGUGCUCUUUAUCUUUCCCUAUCUUCAAUACCAUUACCACAAUCUCAUCUGGGAAACACACACCCAUCUCUCUCUCUCUCUCUCUCUCUCUUACUUUGAUUUGAAAGCUAUAAGACUGCCAACACUGCUUUCCCCCUUGCAUUUCUAGAUAUACACACAAAACCAAACCAUCCCUUAUAAUAUCUAUAUCAAUAUGGAGUCUUCAAAAGAGUCCCAUACAAAUCAAGAACUGGGCCAUAGUCUCAAGGCCCUAACACUCUCUCCUGACAAAGAAAAACCAACCUUGAACAUGUUAGCCACUGCGUCUUCAUGGUCCAUUGGGGACUACAUUGGCAUGGAGAGCUGCCUUGAUAUUAACGAUGAGGUACAGUAUUCAUCGAAGGAUAAGAAUAGUGGGGGUGAGUCUGACUCCGAGGUUUAUAUCAAGAAGUGUAGAGUUAAGCGAGAGCAAAGGCGGGCAAUGAGGCAAAGAGAGUUCCCACCUCCAAUACCAUUGCUUGCACGUACAGAGAAUCUGCCUUGUCAUAUGCCUUGGGUGCUGAAAAGACACUACACCAGCGAUGGAAGGUUGAUUCUCACCGAAGAGAGGGUGAAACACCACGAGUACUUCCGGGCUCACAGGGCUGAUGGGCGUCUCACAUUGCAGCUUGUACCAUUAGACGACGAGGUUUGGGUUCCUGAUGAUCAGUGCGACCAUUGUGGCACAAAUGAUGAAGAAGAGGCAGACAUUGAUGAUACUGAAGAAAAGGAGACGGAAAAGGAAAAUGAAGUGGCCAAUGAUGUUGAUGUUAGUAAGACUGUGUACCAAUCACCUCUUUCCGAGCCAGCAAAAGUGGAAGAUUUGUGUACUAGAUACGAAUUUUAUAACGGCGAUGUUGAUGUUGAUGAGGUUGAGGUUGAGAAGGAGAUGAUCCAUAAGGAUAGGAGUGUGGUGGUUGAAGAAUCAACGAAGAUCGGAGGUGGUGGGAUUGGUGGUACAGCCACUAAUGCAGCAGGAAAGCGCUUAAACUUAAACUACAACAAUGUGGCGUCACCGGGGUCGUGUAUUUUUGAGGUGCCAGUCCAGCAAUACGGACAGUUCAUAGCUAACACAAAUUUACAUUUAUGUGAUGCGAUUAGUCUUAGUAGAGCUUAGGUCCACUUAGCUUUUGUUCCUCAAUAUUGUCAAUCAUCAUUAUUUUCUUCUAGGAAAAUUCAUUGCAUAAUUAGUCCUAUUUGUUUUAUGCUGCAUAUUAGGAUGGUUACAGAGGCAAAUGAUGAGAUCCACCGUACAAUUAAUGAUUUUUGUUUAACUGAAAGUAGCUCAUUCCAUUUGAAAACAAUUGCUUAUCAUUGUCUUUGUCCCAUCCAGAAUUUUGUUUUUGUUUUACUGAAAGAGUGAAAGUACCUAUUUUCCAAUU
Quercus robur (English oak) is the source of this 1610-nucleotide messenger RNA. RefSeq lists its product as uncharacterized. The transcript has 2 exons. Bases 404 to 1345 code for a protein of 313 amino acids. The record is from RefSeq and is a predicted model, not a curated record. NCBI's taxonomy places the organism in Eukaryota, Viridiplantae, Streptophyta, Magnoliopsida, Fagales, Fagaceae.